Mytilus trossulus (common blue mussel) is the source of this 2271-nucleotide messenger RNA. RefSeq lists its product as uncharacterized. Gene Ontology annotation, molecular function: growth factor activity; Toll binding. Gene Ontology annotation, biological process: central nervous system formation; innate immune response. The record is from RefSeq and is a predicted model, not a curated record. NCBI's taxonomy places the organism in Eukaryota, Metazoa, Mollusca, Bivalvia, Mytilida, Mytilidae. The transcript has 4 exons. Gene Ontology annotation, cellular component: extracellular region. The coding region runs from base 263 to 784 and encodes 173 amino acids.
AAACAAAUGAAAGAAUACAAAGACCGCUUCGAAGGUAUGAAACCGUAAAAGUAUCGCCAACGCAUUACAUGUAUACCGGAACUGAAUCCCGCUCAUGCAUUGUAUAUAUGAAGCAACGGAUCAGGAACAAGAAAUUCUUUAAGAAAUUUUUCAACUCAAAAUAUUUACGGAACUUACACUAACUUGUUUUAAAGAAUGUAUUUUAAUUAUAAAAAGGUUUCUAGAAGAUAGGACAUUCCUUAACAUCGCCAAUGAUUGAACUAUGCACAUACUCACAUUUGUAUGGAUUAUUCUUUUGACAUCCCCCCUUAUGAGUCGUGCAAGAAUAGAUUCAAGAACAGACAUUGAUAGACACAAUAACUUAUUAAGAGCAAUACUUUGGGAAGAAAGACAAUUUGAAGAUAUAGAAAAACGAGCUUAUGAUUCUUUAGAAACGCAUACACAUUUGUCACCUUGCUGUCCAACGGUGAAGCGAAGGAUAGCUCCACGUGGCGGGUUAUCAAGAGAGGGAAAAUUGCUAGAACUUUAUAGGGAUGUUAAUGCUGUUCAAAGAUUUUACGAAACGAUUUGUCAUCCAGCAGUGGCUGGCGAGUCUUGUCGUUUUAUAGACCCUCUCUAUAUCUCAAAGUGUGUACAGAACUACACAUACAUGUACGCCAUUGUGAAAGAUUUUAAUGUGACUGAACCUUUUAGAGUUGAUUAUAUGCGGGUAAAAUCGGGAUGUACAUGUAAAGUAGAGGAACAUUCGUCUCCCGCACAAAUUAUACAAAUGUCCGGAAACUAGCGGUUUCAGUGUCUUUUCUGUUUCAAUCUGUUCAACGGGAAUAAGAAAAAAUAUGAUUAUUCUUCCAAUAGAAAUUAAUUUUAUUGUUUUCUGUUGAAGCUAAAAUAGUAAGAUGUAUAUUUAGAAGACAGAAAUAUGCAGAUUGAAAAAAUACAAAAACCAUUCUUUCGAAGGCGGGGGUAGUCAAUGAAAUUAAAGAAUAACAGCGGGAAUGAACAAAUGAGUUUCAAAUACGAAAUAUAUAGAUGAUGGACUUUUCCUUUCAUAAUCAAUCAGUUUUUGAUUCUAAUUAUAUUGAAUUUUAGAAUACAUUAGUCUAUUGAAAUAUUAUAUGUGGUUGAUAACUGUUAGUAUGACAUUUUCUAUGCUCAAAUAUUGGAUAUCUUUCUAUAGAUAACGCCACAGAACAUCUUAAUCAUACAGUCGGUUAACCAUUAUUUAAUUUGCUAUUGUUUCAUUUUUACUUCAAUUUAUGUAUUUUUUUACGAUAAACAUCGCAAUGUUGUAAUUACGAAACAAUCUACAAUUCUAUCUACUCCACCCUCAAUUCGAAUUUCUAGUUUAGCAUCGAAAGCAGUCACUACAGAGAAAAAUACAUUGAAUUGGCUCUUUGAUGAGUUGAGAAACAAAGCAAUUGAAUUAUCUCAAUUAAAGCUUGUCUAUACAUAUAAACAAGUUCCUUCCUAUGUAUACAGCAAAAAUUAAAAGUUUAACUUUUUUUUUUGAAUUAAUUCUUUAUUACAUGAAAGACCUCUAAUUUUUAAAAACGAAACCUGUAUGGACUUAUUUUAAAACUUGACCAAUCGUGUCUGCGAAUUGGUACCAUUGAAAAGAAAUAUUCCCGAAUGUGCUUUGAAAGGAGGUAUGGCAAACUUGAAAAGGCUGAUGUGCUGAAAUAACUUGAUACUGAAUGAGGAGUUAGUUUUGUUUCAACAAGUAUUUUUUUUUUUUUUUUUUUUAAUAAGUGGAAGUUUUUAUUUCGGACAAAUUGUAUUAUUUUAUUUAUUUACUCUCUUAUUUAUCAGCUUACCAAUUUACUUUUUCUUUAAUUUAAAAAUCAUCAAUAUGUAAUGCCAAACGUCAUGAAAAUAACAAACAAGAGAAAACAAAAACACUGUUUAUUAUUGAUCAUGUCUUAGGCCAACGACCUUCAUUAAAGAAAAGGAAAAUUAUUUUUAAUGUUCUAGACAAUUUCAAAUAUUCAGACAAGUUUUUAAUAACAAUCUAGUUACUCGUUGAAUAAAUGAAAAUGGCAAGUGCCAACACACACAGAACAGCUUUAUGAAUUUUAAACUAUAUAGCUUUGCAGGUCAAAGUAUUUAGCAAAAUACCGGUCUACACUUGAUUAAAUUCUUAUUUAUCUAAGUAUGUACAUUUAGAUUCUAACUUUUAAUUAACAAAAUUAUAAUUGUAUGCUUCCAUUACAAAUAUGAAUUAUCUGUUGCUGUACAUCUUUGUUAAUCUUAAAUAAAUCGCAUUUUCUUGUU